CGGUCAUCCGCUAUUUCCGGAUACGCACCAUGGUGGCAUGGCGCCUGGCCCACCGUCUCGCGGUGGCGCGAGCAACGCUGCAGCGCGGCUACAGCCGUCGGGCGAUGGCACUACCAGCACUACAAUCGUAUGGCGAGCAUGUGCAAUCGAGCGCUUCCUUCGCAGCGGCAGCGGCGGCGGCCAUGGCCAUGGGCACAUGGAUGGGUUCGCGGGACGAGUGGGCAAGCAUGAAAGCGGCGCCGCCCUUGACGCGCAACUUCAUCGCAGACGCUGUCGAGAAGGCUGCGCCCGCUGUUGUCAAUAUCACGAUUGACUAUGGACAUUUGCAGGGCAGCAGCUCCGGCUCGGGCUUUAUUCUCGAGCGCAGCGGCCUCAUCGUCACGAACGCCCACGUCGUGGCGCAUGCAGGUCCCCACGCGAGUAUCAAGGUGACGCUCGCCAACGGCGCUAGCUACUCGGCCCGUGUACAUAGCAUGGACGCACUCACAGACUUGGCCUUGGUGCAACUCGACAAUGGUUCCUCGUUGUCGCUACCCACCAUGCAGAUUGGUUCGUCGGGCUCGUUGCGCGCUGGCGAGUGGGUCGUCGCUCUCGGAAGCCCGUUGACCUUGCAAAACAGCGUGAGUGCUGGUAUCGUGAGCGCGGUCGCUCGCCACGGCUCAGAGAUCGGGCUUUCGAAUCGGCGCAACCACACCGAGUACAUUCAGACCGAUGCCGCCAUCAACUCUGGCAACUCGGGCGGACCGCUCGUCAAUCUCGACGGCGAAGUCAUUGGGAUCAACGCAAUGAAAGUCGCCGGCGAUGUCAGCAACAUUUCAUUUGCCAUUCCGAUCGACACAGCCAUGGACGUCAUCACGCAGCUCCGCAAGCAAAAGAUCGUGACGCGCCCGUACGUGGGUAUGCAAAUGGUCCAGUUCAGCCCGGGCGUGCUCCCUGAAAUCUCCAAACUCUACUCGGAUCUCAAGAGCGGCGUCGUUGUCAAGUCGGUGACACCAGGGUCCCCGGCUGCGAUCGGCGGCCUCCAGCCAGGAGACGUCAUUGUCGAGUUUGCUGGCACACGCGUCGAGACCAUCAAGGACGUGACGACCGCCCUCGGUUACAACGUGGGUCAAAAGAUGUGCAUGAAAGUUCGCCGCGACGGCAACACGGAGCCGCGCAUCUUUUGCUUUGUGACUCAAGAUGCAAGCCACCGACGCGCGCCAACGCCAUCGCUGUGGUAAUAAACACACCUCUAGAAAGCCAAUUUGGCAUUUAAAGCAUUUCCCCGUUCGCGGUUGACUUGGGUCGUUACCAUGAACCAUAACACAUACUGCU
Molecule: messenger RNA, 1314 nt
Organism: Saprolegnia parasitica CBS 223.65
Lineage: Eukaryota; Oomycota; Saprolegniomycetes; Saprolegniales; Saprolegniaceae
Exons: 8
Coding region: 30-1220 (396 amino acids)
Biological process (GO): proteolysis
Molecular function (GO): protein binding; serine-type endopeptidase activity
Source: RefSeq, a predicted model, not a curated record